AUGUGGUCUGAUGACGAAUCCUUAUCCAGAAAAACUAACGUCGCUAGUUCUGUAGGUCACCGAAACAACCUGGGCGAAAAAAAGGCUGAGGACAAAAACAAUUUUUUAUCUUUGUGUUGUCUGGCUGAUCCUGUUUGGGAAUUGUUGGACCCUCUACCAGAUAUCAGAUUGCUGUUUUCCUCUUUCGACAGUCAGUUCUUCGGAAAUUCUCUUGGAUGUGUAGAAGUUAAAUGGAGCUCCCGGAUGACGCUUUGUGCAGGAGUUUGCAAAUUUCACAAACCUUAUGGAAUGUGUUCCAUCAGCCUAAGUGAACCUCUACUGAAAUUUAGACCGCGGAAAGAUCUCGUGGAGACUCUGCUGCAUGAAAUGAUUCAUGCAUUUUUAUUCAUAACAAGGAGGGACAAGGAUCGUGAUGACCAUGGACCCAAUUUCAUAUCGCACAUGCAUCGCAUCAAUUCGUUGGCUGGAGUAAAUAUUACUGUUUACCACUCAUUUCAUGAUGAAGUUGAUGCAUAUCGCACUCACUGGUGGCGUUGUACCGGUCCAUGUCGCGACCGUCCACCAUACUUUGGCUAUGUUAAACGUUCUAUGAAUAGAGUGCCUGGUCCUAAGGAUACUUGGUGGGGUCAGCAUCAAGCUACGUGUAUAGGUAAAUUUGUAAAAAUCAAGGAACCAGUCAAGAAAGUUCCAUCUAAACGGAAAACUUCACUUGAAUCCAGUUCAAAAGACCAAUCUACAUCAAAAAAACAAAUUAGGAGUGGUGAUAUUCGAAAGUUUGUCACCAUUAAUGAUGUGAAAGAAAAUACCUCUACAGAAUUCGCUAGUCACCCGAACAAUGGUGGGAGCAGUUAUUCAUCAGUUCAUGUUUGGCCUAGCGAUGAUAAAGGUCAUAUCCUCGGAAAUGGUCAUUCGUCAUGUCAAGAUAUGGCACUGGUCAAAUCGAAACCAAAUGUAGUUGAAACAAUUGAUUUAUCGGAAGUAUCCUGCCCUAACUGCUCUUGUACUGUUUUGCUCUCUCAGAUUAAUCAACACUUAGAUAUUUGCCUUUCAUAG
Schistosoma rodhaini is the source of this 1053-nucleotide messenger RNA. The record is from the annotation of a GenBank genome assembly. NCBI's taxonomy places the organism in Eukaryota, Metazoa, Platyhelminthes, Trematoda, Strigeidida, Schistosomatidae.